AUGGCCUCAACGAGGAGACAGAGAACGGCUCCUCAAGGACACUUUGAGGAUACUACAGAGGUUGAAAAUGUAGUUCCUACUCAUGAUAAUAAUGUUGACGCAGAGGUUGAAGAUGUAGUUGCUACUCAGGAUAGUAUUGUUGAGGUACAUGCCGAGCCUAUUGAGCCAUCUCGAGUAGGUCUCAUUGAUCCAUCUUUACUUACGAGUUUUAAAACUCACAUAGCAGCUGCAAUUUGGAAUAACCAGGAACAUGAGCCCCUUAGGUGCAUUUCGAAGACAUCUACCCUUCGUGAGUGGAAUUGGUGGGGUAAUCCAAAUAAUGGUAUAUUCAAAGGGUACAUUCAGAGGCCUGGAUUAGAGCAACUUAUUAGGUGUUCUUACUUGGAUAUACACAUUGCAUAUAAAAUUAACCAAUGUUGCGUAAACAAAUAA
Molecule: messenger RNA, 432 nt
Organism: Prunus armeniaca (apricot)
Lineage: Eukaryota; Viridiplantae; Streptophyta; Magnoliopsida; Rosales; Rosaceae
Source: the annotation of a GenBank genome assembly